AGGCAGGAAAUUACAAUGGAAGGAAUCUUAACGUCCAUAGCUUUUAUCAAUUAUAUAAAAAUCACGUACCUUUCAUCGCCUUCUUAUAAUUAAUUAUAAAUGCUCUCGAUAAUUUCUCCUCUGGAGGUUGCAGCUCUUCACUUUCUCUCUCUCUCUCUCUCUCUCUCUCUCUCUCUCUUUAUCUGCACCUCUACAACCAAGGAACAAUCUUUCUCUCUGGAAGAAAAAGGAUUUGGAUUUCAAGUCAGAUUUCAAUUUGAUUGCUGACAACUAGGCGGAGACAGGCUUUGUUGGAUGAUAUUUUGUUGUCAGCAAAGCGAUGAGCCGCUCGUCAGACCUUCAGGGGCCUGCCUCUGGUAAAAGAAGAUUAAAAGAAUUAUUGCAACAAAGUGAUAAUCGCUUCUGUGCUGAUUGUGGUGCUCCAGAUCCUAAAUGGGCGUCUGCAAAUAUUGGAGUUUUCAUAUGCUUAAAAUGUUGUGGUGUGCACAGAAGCCUCGGUACUCAUGUAUCAAAGGUUUUAUCUGUGACAUUGGACGAAUGGUCUGAUGAUGAAAUUGAUGCCAUGGUUGAAGUUGGAGGAAACUCCGCUGCUAAUGCAAUAUAUGAGGCCUUUAUACCUGAAGGAGUUUCAAAGCUGCGACCAGAUGCAAAUCAUGGCGAGCGUAUGAAAUUCAUCAGGUCUAAGUAUGAGCUUCAAGAAUUCUUGAAACCUAGUUUGCGGAUUACAUCGGGGAAACCUACCAUUUCUGUUCAAUCAAGUUUUUCUAGGAAGAUUUUGGAUAGUUUUCGAAUUACAAGUGCAUCACAGAAAAUGGAGGAAGGGAUGGUGGAAUUUAUUGGAUUGUUGAAGAUCAAAAUUAAAAAUGGUACAAAUUUAGCUAUCAGAGAUAUGAUGUCAAGUGAUCCGUAUGUGGUUCUCACUCUUGGGAAACAGACGGUUCAAACAACUGUAGUAAGGAGCAACUUGAAUCCAGUUUGGAAUGAGGAACUCAUGCUGUCAGUUCCACAGGAUUUUGGGCCUGUAAAGUUGGAAGUUUUCGAUCAUGACACAUUUUCAGCUGAUGACAUAAUGGGAGAAGCAGAGCUGGAUAUCCAGCCCUUGAUAACGGCAGCCAUGGCGUUCGGGGACCCAGAAAUGUUUGGAAACAUGCAGAUUGGAAAAUGGUUGAAAUCACAUGACAAUGCCUUGAUAGAUGAUAGCAUAAUUAACAUUGUGGAUGGGAAGGUGAAACAGGAGGUCUCACUCAAGCUCCAGAAUGUUGAAUGUGGGGAAUUAGAACUAGAACUUGAGUGGAUACCUCUUGACCAAUAAGUACAUAUUAAAAGCUAUUGUUUAUCCUUCCUUCCCCCAUUUAAUAAGAAUCUGUAACGUUGAUUUGGGUUAAUUAUAUGGACUGGCAACACAUACUUGUCUUCUUUCAA
This is a messenger RNA of Hevea brasiliensis (rubber tree), 1422 nucleotides long. RefSeq names its product probable ADP-ribosylation factor GTPase-activating protein AGD13. Gene Ontology annotation, molecular function: phospholipid binding; GTPase activator activity. Lineage: Eukaryota; Viridiplantae; Streptophyta; Magnoliopsida; Malpighiales; Euphorbiaceae. The record is from RefSeq and is a predicted model, not a curated record. The transcript has 9 exons. The coding region runs from base 320 to 1312 and encodes 330 amino acids.